ACGUUAACUUGACUUUUUUUCGAUGAUUUAUUAAAUGGCGUUUUGACAAAAUAAAUUUACGCAGUUUAAAUAAAAGUAAAUAAAACAUAAAUGAGAUACACGUAUCCAUAUUUCCUCAAUUUACGAUCUAUUAGUUGCAGAAGUAUAAGUGUAAAAAAUGGCGGAAUCAAAUGCGAACGUAUCACAAAUUGAAGGAACCUUAUCUAUGGAAGCUCCUCAUCCUAAUGCUGAAGUUAUAAGGGGACAAGUUUUUGAAGUGGGUCCCAGAUAUACUAAGCUGGCCUAUAUCGGCGAAGGUGCUUAUGGCAUGGUUGUGUCUGCUGAUGACACAAUAACUAACCAAAGGGUUGCAAUAAAAAAAAUAUCACCUUUUGAACACCAAACUUAUUGCCAAAGAACUCUCAGAGAAAUAACUAUAUUGACAAGAUUUAAACAUGAAAACAUAAUUGAUAUCCGAGACAUUCUGCGAGUUGAGAGCAUAGACCAAAUGAGAGAUGUUUAUAUUGUUCAGUGUUUAAUGGAGACUGAUUUAUAUAAACUACUUAAAACACAGAGGCUGAGUAAUGAUCACAUCUGUUACUUUUUAUACCAAAUAUUGCGCGGAUUAAAAUAUAUACACUCAGCAAACGUCUUACAUCGGGACUUAAAGCCAAGCAAUCUUCUGUUGAAUAAAACAUGCGAUUUAAAAAUUUGUGACUUCGGGUUGGCGAGAAUUGCAGAUCCUGAGCACGAUCAUACUGGAUUUCUAACAGAAUACGUUGCUACUCGUUGGUAUAGGGCGCCCGAAAUUAUGCUGAAUUCAAAGGGAUACACAAAAUCUAUUGAUAUAUGGUCUGUUGGGUGCAUUUUGGCGGAAAUGUUAAGUAACCGACCAAUAUUCCCUGGAAAACACUAUUUGGAUCAACUUAAUCAUAUUCUUGGCGUAUUGGGUUCACCAUCUCGGGAAGACUUGGAGUGUAUUAUAAACGAAAAGGCACGAAACUAUUUGGAGUCCUUGCCGUUUAAGCCUAAUGUUCCCUGGUCAAGACUUUUCCCAAAUGCUGAUGCCUUAGCUUUAGAUCUUCUUGGAAAAAUGCUUACAUUCAACCCGCACAAACGGAUUCCUGUGGAGGAAGCUCUAGCACACCCUUAUUUGGAGCAGUAUUAUGAUCCUGGAGAUGAGCCUGUCGCUGAAGUCCCAUUUCGGAUCAAUAUGGAAAACGAUGAUAUAUCUCGAGAUGCCUUAAAGUCAUUGAUUUUCGAAGAAACUUUAAAGUUUAAGGAACAACAACCAGAAAACGAUCUAUAAAGGUUAAAAGUGUUUAGCCAAUACACCUGAUCCAUUAUUGAAAACGUUAUUUUAAGAUCAUGUUCUUUACGUAUUUUUGACAUUGUAAGGUUGUCAAUCAUUUUUAGAUUUGGCUAUCACAUACAUAAGGUCGCAUUGGCUUGGGAAAUCCACUACAUUAAACAUGCCGAAUAAACCAAUGCAAAAUCAGACUCUUUAUAAUAAUUUUCGUUGUAUUGUAAACGCAGAUAUUUCCUAUUAUGCACAUUUUAUAGUAAAUCAAUAUAUAUGCCCGUACCAACUAUGGCAGUACUAUUAUAAAUGUGAAAUAGUUCUUUUUUCUUUUUCUUUAUAAUAAAAAUGUUUAAAAUUAUGCGGGAAACCUGAAUAAAACUUUCGAAACAAUUUAUAAAAUGUUUAAAUACAAAAUAUUAAGGUUAGCAGGUGUAAACGAUAAGUAUACUAUUAGUAAAAAAGUUUAUUUUAUUAAGUACAAGGCCAACCAAAAUGCUAUCCAAAAUAUUAAAAAUAUCCAUUUAUGAACACCUAUAAAUAUAAAAAGAUGUUUAGUUUUAAUCUAAUCAAACUUUUUAACUAUACUUUUUCUAAGAUGACUACAAUAUUUUUAAAACAAUAUAGAAAAUACCAUAACUGUUUUUGUAGUGAGUCGUGACAGUUUGUUAAAAAAAUGUUACAUUGCUAAGAGAAGGUUAUAUAAAGCUCUGCACAUUGAGCGAAUUAACAACAGAAAUCAAAAUUGGUUCAAGAAAUUUUCUUAAAACUAAGAAAAAACAUGUUUUUAAACAAUUUUCAAAACACAUUUGUAAAAUUUUGAGUUAAGAGCUAGUAAUUGGAAAAUUUAUCAUAAACAACAUAUGUAGGCAUUAAUUAUUGUAAUACAAAUAAAGUCAAAAGCCAUUUCCAGUAA
This is a messenger RNA of Drosophila ficusphila, 2195 nucleotides long. It is a transcript of the gene rl, whose product is annotated as mitogen-activated protein kinase ERK-A. Gene Ontology annotation, biological process: intracellular signal transduction; protein phosphorylation. The record is from RefSeq and is a predicted model, not a curated record. Gene Ontology annotation, cellular component: cytoplasm; nucleus. Lineage: Eukaryota; Metazoa; Arthropoda; Insecta; Diptera; Drosophilidae. Gene Ontology annotation, molecular function: MAP kinase activity; ATP binding. Bases 158 to 1288 code for a protein of 376 amino acids. The transcript is spliced from 8 exons.